AUGGAGGAGUUUCUUCGUAACUGGAGACAAGAUGCCUUGAACAAAGGGCAGUACGACUCGGCGGUAUAUAUUGGCGAUAAAGUACUCGCUCUAACAAAUAGCGAUAAUGAUGCAUAUUGGCUCGCUCAAGUGCACUUUUCGAACAACAACUACACCCGAGCGCUGGCGUUACUAUCUACGAAGGAUCUCAUUACUCGGAAUUCAUCCUGUCGGUACCUCGCCGCUCAUUGCUAUAUUAAACAAAACAAAUUCGACCUUGCGCUUUCUAUACUUGGGGAACACAACCCGACCCAUCUGAUUCAUAGUACCAGCAACAGCCGCCGUAAAAAGCCUCACUUGAACGGAGGCUCCCAUGUUACCCUUAGAAAUGGACGUUCCAUCCCAUCCCGCACAGAUAAAGGGGAUCGAGGCGACACAGAUUCAUAUCAGGAUGCAAACCAUAUAAAAUAUGAAGCCGCAAUGUGCUAUCUACGAGGUUGCUGCUAUGCAAAUCAAAAUGCAUUUGAUCGCGCAAGAGACUGUUACAAGGAUGCUGUCCGGAUUGAUGUACAGUGUUUUGAGGCGUUUGACCGGCUUAUGAAAAAUUCACUGAUGUCCCCCGCCGAAGAACUCGAGUUUCUUGAAUCAUUGGACUUUGAUUCAAUAAACCCAUCUGUUGAUGUUUCAGUAUCUCAAGAAGCAUCGGAAUUUACCAAGCUUCUAUAUACGACUCGGCUGUCUAAAUAUUCGUCCUGUUCCGCAUUGUCUCAUGCCAUAGAGACUCUCUCCACCCACUAUAACCUUGCAGAUAACUCUGACCUUCUCCUCUCCCGCGCAGAAACACUAUAUACGCAAUGUCGGUUUCCGGAAGCGCUGUCAUUGACUUCGUCCAUCCUCUCCGCCUCAGAUUCGAUGUCAGCUUUGGUUUCCCAGGGGAGCCAAAGUCAAAACCUCGGACACUCACCAUCCGUCUACCCUCUUCAUCUUGCCUGUCUUUAUGAAACUGGUGCUACAAAUGCACUUUUUCUCCUUGCCCAUACCCUCUCAGAUAAUGUUCCCGAGGAGUCGUAUACCUACCUUGCCAUUGGUGUCUACUAUCUCUCAGUUUCGAAGAUUGCAGAAGCGAGACGAUUCUUCUCAAAGUCCUCUCUCCUGGAUCCCCACUCAGCACCAGCUUGGAUUGGGUUUGCUCAUACAUUUGCUGCAGAGGGCGAACAUGAUCAAGCUAUCGCAGCCUAUAGUACGGCUGCCAGACUAUUUCAAGGAAGUCAUUUACCACAACUAUUCUUGGGAAUGCAACACCUUGCACUGAACAACAUGGCCCUAGCACAUGAGUAUCUCUCUGCUGCGUACUCUAUGUCCUCAGGUUCUCUUUCCAUUGAUAACGCGCUCUCCACAAGUGUUAAUUCUACGGGGGCACAGACUCCUACUCCCGUAGGCGGAGACCCAUUAGUCCUUAACGAACUUGGAGUAGUCUUAUACCACGAAGCUAACUUAGAAGAUGCGGUUCAUUUAUUCCGCCAGGCGUUGGCGCUGGCUAUUUCCUUAGAGUGUGACCCCAGUGCAUGGCUGGCCACGCGCGCAAAUUUGGGCCAUGCACUUCGUCGACUAGGAAAAUUGGAAGAGGCUUUGUUUGAGUUCGAUGAAUGCCUUCGUAUUGGUGCUGGUGGGUCAACAACAAUCUACACAGGGUACACUGGUAGGGCUGGAGCCGGUGCAGUGAGAUCCGCUGGUGCAUCUGCUGUAGGAGGCUACGAAGAUAGGGGUCUAGUUGGGUCCUUCCACACAGCCCGUGGCAUAAUAUUACUCGAGCUGAAUCGAACUACGGAGGCUAUUACAGCACUGCACGAAGCUGUACGAGUGCUAGGAACCACCGGAGGCGACGCAGCAGCUGGUGCUGGGGUUGCAGGCACACUACUUUCAAAGGCUCUCGAGCUUUGGGCUGUUGAGGAAGAAAACGGAGGAGAACCAUUCCAGGAUACAAGCAGGUCGCGGAAAGUGAAAUAUCCCGCUACCAACACAAGUAAUGAAAGAUCGAGGCAUAAAUCUUCGGAACAAAUGCCUAGGCCAAAAGGGGCAAAGAAAUCAGCUCCUGUAGAAGAAUGGACAGAUGAUGUUCCAGAUCGCCCGUCAUCUAGCGGGAUGGAUGGCCAAAACAUAGGCAUAGAGCUUGAUGGAGAGGCCGAUAACUUGCUCCAACACGCCCUUGCCAAGGUGAGACCUCAUCGGCGUGCUGCAGCCAACGAGCUCCAGUCUGGGACUGUUCAUGAAGUGCGGUCUCGUUCUGAUAUACCAGAACCUAGCCGCUCCCGACCGACACGGACGACCCGACGGCGAAGCCCUGGUGGAUGA
Microsporum canis CBS 113480 is the source of this 2331-nucleotide messenger RNA. Its product is annotated as anaphase-promoting complex subunit cut9. Gene Ontology annotation, molecular function: protein binding. The coding region runs from base 1 to 2331 and encodes 776 amino acids. NCBI's taxonomy places the organism in Eukaryota, Fungi, Ascomycota, Eurotiomycetes, Onygenales, Arthrodermataceae. The record is from RefSeq and is a predicted model, not a curated record. The transcript has 2 exons. Gene Ontology annotation, biological process: cell division.